Molecule: messenger RNA, 462 nt
Organism: Zasmidium cellare ATCC 36951
Lineage: Eukaryota; Fungi; Ascomycota; Dothideomycetes; Mycosphaerellales; Mycosphaerellaceae
Exons: 2
Coding region: 1-462 (153 amino acids)
Source: RefSeq, a predicted model, not a curated record
AUGGCAGACACAGAAGGCAGAGACGAAGCAGGAGCUCAGACGCCGACAUCGUUCCUCUCGCUCCCUGCGGAACUUCGCAACGAGAUCUACAAACUCUCCGGCUGCCUCAGGGUUCUGCAGUGCAGCAAAUGCCUCGGAUCCGUCCGCGGCGACGACGACGACGACGACGACGACACAAGCUACUGCAAAUGCUCACCACGUCGCGAGCCGUGCGAGCCGUGCGUGUAUCUCCCAAAGGCGUACAUUUGGAUCAACCGCCGCUCCGGCGACAGACAGCUGGGUGGGGUUCGAGUGCCCAUGGGAGGCCCGCACGUCCUGGACAGCGAGUCCAUCGUCGGUAUCUCGCAGCCGGCGCUCACUCGAGUGAGCAAGCAAGUCCGCGCCGAUACACUUCCCAUGUUCUACGCUGGCGACCAACGUCUUCGCGUUCACAGCGAUCAGGCGUCAGGAGGGUCUGGGUGA